ACUCUCAGCUCUCUUUUAUUUACACAGCUUCACGUUGAAGACGAGUUUCUCUAUUUGCCAGAUCUGUUUGUCUUUCACUCUUCAUUUCCAUCAUAAACCCUUCACAUUUCUGAUCUGUUUGAAGCAAGCUAUGAUGACUUGUGUUUGUUAGAGAGAAAGAAAAAAGGAACACUUUUUACUAAAGAUACUUGCUUUUUUGGUUUGUUCUUGAUUGUUGCCACGAAAAUGGCAAUGCCACCGGGAAAUGUUACUACUCCGUCUGAGAAAUUGCAGUUUCCUCCUCCUCCUGCUAAUUGGAUCCCAGACGAGCGAGAUGGGUUUAUCUCUUGGCUUCGUGCGGAGUUUGCUGCGGCUAACGCGAUCAUCGAUUCUUUAUGUCAACAUCUACAAGCAAUUGGGGAUCACAACGAAUACGAGUCUGUGAUCGGAAGCAUCCAUCACCGUCGUUUAGGCUGGUCUCAAGUUCUUACUAUGCAGCAGUUUUUCCCAGUUGCAGAUGUUUCUUACAAUCUUCAACAGAUUGCUUGGAAAAGGCAACAGCAAAUGCCACCUCAAAGGCAUUACAAUUCUGAUCAGGUUGGGAAAUUUGGAGGAAGGAGAUCAGGGCCUGGGUUUAACAAGCAUCAUGGUGGUGGUUACAGAGGAGCUGAUUCAAUGGCGAGAAAUGGGCAUAACUCCUAUUCGAAUUCGGAUUUCCAUAGCGUUAGCAGUGAUCGUGUUGAGCAUCGGGAGGAAGCUAAGCUAGCAAGUGAUGUUAAGGCAUUGUCUGUUGCAGAAGAGAAGAGAGAGGGUAGUGAGAAACCGAAGAGUGAUAGUAAAGUCGGGAAAAAAUUGGAAAAAUCUGAAACUCAAGAGGAGAUAGUGAACCAUAAGUGUAACUCGGCUUCUAAAGAUAACAGUCUCAGUUCUGAGCAAAAGGAGGAGGAGAAAGAUAAAGAGUGUCCUGCAAGCAUGGCAAAGACUUUUGUGGUCCAAGAGAUGUAUGAAGCGAAAAUGGUUAAUGUUGUCGAAGGAUUGAAGCUAUACGACAAAAUGCUUGAUGCAAAGGAAGUUUCUCAACUCGUUUCACUUGUAAACAAUCUGAGACUUGCUGGAAGAAGAGGUCAACUUCAAAGUGAGGCGUCGUAUGUGGGUUAUAAACGGCCAAAUAGAGGGCACGGACGUGAGAUGAUCCAACUCGGUCUUCCCAUAGCUGAUACGCCGCCUGAUGAUGAUAGUAUCAAAGAUAGAAGAAUAGAGCCAAUCCCAUCAGCUCUUUCAGACAUCAUUGAACGUUUGGUCUCAAAGCAAAUCGUACCUGUGAAACCAGACGCUUGCAUCAUUGAUUUCUUCAAUGAGGGAGAUCACUCGCAGCCUCAUAUGUUUGUUCCCUGGUUUGGACGACCCAUCAGUGUCUUGUCCUUGUCUGAAUGCGAUUAUACAUUCGGAAGAGUCAUUGUCUCUGACAAUCCCGGCGACUACAAAGGCUCUCUCAAGCUGUCUCUCUCUCCCGGAUCGGUUCUUUUGGUGGAAGGCAAAUCCGCAAAUCUUGCCAAGUAUGCAAUUCACUCAACCCGAAAGCAACGGAUACUCAUCAGCUUCAUCAAAUCUAAACCGAGAAACUCUGUAACUGGAUCUAACUGGGGACCACCGCCUAGCAGAUCGCCAAAUCACCACAUCCGUCACCCAACUGGCCCACCUAAACACUACCCUGUUAUCCCGUCCACCGGUGUCUUGCCCACUCCAUCUCACCGCCCACCAAAUGGAGCUGCUCAGCCGAUUUUCAUCCCCCCUUCUCCUCCACUUGUCGCUCCAAUGCCGUUCCCAGGUGGUGUUCCACCCGGGCCAACGGUCUGGCCACUGCUGCCACCUCAUCCACGACACCAGCCUCCACCACAACCUCGAAUGCCCAUCCCAGGCACUGGUGUGUUCCUCCCACCCGGUUCAAACCAAGAACUGGUUACACAAGGCUCCCUAGAGAAAACCGACAACAGCAACACUGCAGAAGGAAAGUUAGAUGUGAAGACGAAAGAAGAAGCUCGUAACGGAAUUGCUGGAGGGGAAUGCGAUGGUAGCAACGGGAAACAGAGCAAUUAGUAGCUGAAGAAGAGAAGAUAGAGCAAAGAGAGAAACUAGUUUUUGGGAGAUGAAAUCUGAGGUGCAGUUUAUAAACUGUAAAAAGAGCG
Messenger RNA from Arabidopsis arenosa, 2165 nucleotides. NCBI's taxonomy places the organism in Eukaryota, Viridiplantae, Streptophyta, Magnoliopsida, Brassicales, Brassicaceae. The record is from the annotation of a GenBank genome assembly.